AUGGGAGGCGGUGAUCUCAACUUAAAAAAGUCUUUCCACCCAACGCUUCGGCGUAACCAAGCGGCUGUUUACGAUGAAGAACAGAAAGCUCUGGCCGAGCGCAAACGUACACAGCAACGCAUCGAUGAGAUCAAAGAAGAGCGCGCCAAGGAAGAGCUACAGCGACAGCUGGAGGCCGCAGGAGGAAAAAAGAGAUUGGACAGAGUCGACUGGAUGUACCAAGGGCCUACCGAUGGCCAGGCCGGCACGACUGAAGAAAUGGAAGCAUACCUUCUCGGAAAGCGACGAAUCGUCAACCUGAUCAAAGGCAACGAACUCGAGAAGCUGGAGAAGAAUGCCGGACAAGAGAGCUUCAUGGCUCUGCAGAAUGCAAACAGUGCUAGAGAUACAGCAGCCAAGAUUCGAGACGACCCUCUGCUUGCGAUCAAGCGCCAGGAACAGGCUGCCUACGAAGCCAUGAUGAACGACCCCGUUCGACGCAAGCAACUGUUGGCCUCGAUGGGCAAGACAGAUGAAAGCGACAAGAAAGAUAAAAGCAGACAUCGCGAAGACGGGCAGAGAAGACGCCACCGCCGUCACAGCGAUCGAGACAGGGAUCGCGACCAGGAUCGUUCGCACAGAUCCCGACGUCGCUCGUAUUCGCGGUCUCGAAGCCCACGUCGUCGCCGAUCCGAUUCUCGGGAUAAUGGGAGAGUUACGAAACGGUCGCGAGAUGAAUCCGAGGGAAGAAGCUCUCGACGCCACCGGGACGACUCAAGAGACAGAAAACCUAGCGCGCGGGACGAUUCGCGCUGGCACGACAGGUCGCCCCAAAGAGAGCGUGAUUCGGACACCAGGAAACCACGGUACCGAUCUCCUGAGACUGAUAGAUCUCAUCACCGCGACUCAUAUGCUAGGAGAGGAGAUCGACCACAGCACGGUCAAAACGGCGAUAGACGGUUUAACGGCAAUGGAGGCAGGCGUGAUGGGCAUGGAAAUGGACGAGAGAACAACAACAGAGAAGAUGAGCGGACUAGGGAAGAAAGGGCACAGAAACUUGCCGCUAUGCAGAGUGCCGCCAGCGAACUGGACCAAGAUCGCAGCAAGAGGCUGGCGGCGAUUGAGGAAAGGGAAACCCUCGCCCGAGUUGCGGAUGAUAGUGCGCGGGAGCGCAAUGGCGAUAGAGCAUUCACAAACGGCCUGCAUCGGCAAGCCGGAGAUAUGGAUCUCGGUACUCGAAUGGGGCGCAACAAGCAUGGGUAUCAGAAAGACGACGAUUGA
Cordyceps militaris CM01 is the source of this 1260-nucleotide messenger RNA. Its product is annotated as pre-mRNA-splicing factor CWC25. Bases 1 to 1260 code for a protein of 419 amino acids. Gene Ontology annotation, biological process: mRNA splicing, via spliceosome. NCBI's taxonomy places the organism in Eukaryota, Fungi, Ascomycota, Sordariomycetes, Hypocreales, Cordycipitaceae. Gene Ontology annotation, cellular component: U2-type spliceosomal complex. The record is from RefSeq and is a predicted model, not a curated record. The transcript has a single exon.